Messenger RNA from Schistocerca serialis cubense, 999 nucleotides. RefSeq lists its product as uncharacterized. Bases 1 to 999 code for a protein of 332 amino acids. NCBI's taxonomy places the organism in Eukaryota, Metazoa, Arthropoda, Insecta, Orthoptera, Acrididae. The record is from RefSeq and is a predicted model, not a curated record. The transcript has 2 exons.
AUGCCUCAUAACCAUCAAUCUCAACUGCCAGGGACCAGCCCAGAUGCUCCAUUUUACACUGCACCACCACCACCACCACACUACUCCACAGUAAACCACACAGUGUGCUCCAGCACCCCUGCCCCCUGCCCCCUGCCCCACCCCGUGGACACCUCACCUAACAAGAAGAAGGCAAGGAGAAGAAGGCAAGGAGAAGAAGGCAAGGAGAAGAAGGCAAGGAGAAGAAGGCAAGGAGAAGAAGGCAAGGAGAAGAAGGCAAGGAGAAGAAGGCAAGGAGAAGAAGGCAAGGAGAAGAAGGCAAGGAGGAGAAGGCAAGGAGGAGAAGGCAAGGAGGAGAAGGCAAGGAGAAGAAGGCAAGGAGGAGAAGGCAAGGAGGAGAAGGCAAGGAGAAGAAGGCAAGGAGAAGAAGGCAAGGAGAAGAAGGCAAGGAGAAGAAGGCAAGGAGAAGAAGGCAAGGAGAAGAAGGCAAGGAGAAGAAGGCAAGGAGAAGAAGGCAAGGAGAAGAAGGCAAGGAGAAGAAGGCAAGGAGAAGAAGGCAAGGAGGAGAAGGCAAGGAGGAGAAGGCAAGGAGGAGAAGGCAAGGAGAAGAAGGCAAGGAGAAGAAGGCAAGGAGAAGAAGGCAAGGAGAAGAAGGCAAGGAGAAGAAGGCAAGGAGAAGAAGGCAAGGAGAAGAAGGCAAGGAGAAGAAGGCAAGGAGAAGAAGGCAAGGAGAAGAAGGCAAGGAGAAGAAGGCAAGGAGAAGAAGGCAAGGAGAAGAAGGCAAGGAGAAGAAGGCAAGGAGAAGAAGGCAAGGAGAAGAAGGCAAGGAGAAGAAGGCAAGGAGAAGAAGGCAAGGAGAAGAAGGCAAGGAGAAGAAGGCAAGGAGAAGAAGGCAAGGAGAAGAAGGCAAGGAGAAGAAGGCAAGGAGAAGAAGGCAAGGAGAAGAAGGCAAGGAGAAGAAGGCAAGGAGAAGAAGGCAAGGAGAAGAAGGCAAGGAGAAGAAGGCAAGGGAAAAAUUAA